UACGACUGAAAAAAAUUAGGCGUUUUCUCUCGAACGAUAAAAGCCGAAGUUAUUUCUGCCUAAAACCUUUGAUUGAACAGCAGAUGUGAUUUUCUCUCACCACACUGAAGCAAAAGGAAGCGAUCUCUCGGAUAUUAUCAUUUUCUACAUAAAAAAAAAAGGCAUUGCGGUUUUCUCUCUCUGUAGAUUGCAAAAUUAGAGGGAUCUCGUGAUGAAAUAAUUCUUUUGGCGGGUCAGGGGGAUGUAAUUUUCUCUCUCCAGAGAUAAACUGCAAAUGGAUGGUUCAGAAGCCAAGAAGUAUGUUUGGGAGGGGGCCAUCCCUUUGCAGAUCCACCUCCAUGAAUCUGAAGUCACCACUCUUCCUGCUCCUCCUCCUGCUUUGGUUUUAGGUCCUCGUAAUGGGUACUUGCCUCUAUUAAUACCUCUAAUAAAGCCUCAUUUUAGUAGCACACUUCCUCCUGGAUUGGACACUGUUUGGUUUGAUUACAAAGGCUUGCCAUUAAAAUGGUAUAUACCAACAGGGGUUCUUUUUGAUCUUCUAUGUGCUGAACCAGAAAGGCCUUGGAAUUUAACGGUCCAUUUCAGAGCGUAUCCUUCAGAGACUUUGAGUCCCUAUGAGGGCGAGGACAGUGUAAAGUGGAGCUUCAUUAACUCAUUGAAAGAGGCAGCAUAUAUAAUGAAUGGGAACUGCAAGUGUGUCAUGAACAUGUCACAGCCUGACCAGCUAAUGCUUUGGCAGAGCGUGGUGAAAGGUGAUCUGGAAUGCUACACACGUAUAUUUUCGAGGCUCAAGUUUGGGACCAUUGGAGAAGGCAGGAUUCCUGUUCGCUUGUACUUAAGGAUUGUCAGUGAGAAACUGAAUGACUUGGAAGAUUUACCUCCAAUCAGUAGUUGGGACGAAAUCCGCUACAUAAACAGACCGGUUGAACUCCAAAAAUAUGGUGUCUGCUCUCUACGAGACGCAUUGGAAAGUCUACUGCCUGAGUUGUUCAUGCCCAAAUCUUCAAUGAGAGAUCUAAGGAUGAGAGAAAAAGAGUCAGGUGGUGGGCCUUCAGGAAUUAAAUCUGCCCUAGGGCCUGAUGACUUUGAAGUAAUAAAGAAUACUGGGGAUGAAGCUGAACAAACACACAACAUUGCAUCAACAGAAGUGGACUCAGUCGAGAGCUCUUGUCUCAAGCUUAUUCGUAUUCAAGGGAUUGAACCCAAUCUGGACCUGCCUUUCUCUUGGGCUGCUAACCAUUUGAAAAACCCUGAACACAUUCUUCAUAUAUGUCUGUAUAUCUUAAACAAUGAAAGCCAAAUCUGAUGCAUUACUACGCGUGCGGGUUUUGAUUUGUUUUUAUUUUCCUUUUGGUAAUGAGGCUGGGUUUGGCGGUUUCCACAUGUAUAGAUUCUUUGAUCCAUUUAUAACUGAACUCAUUUGUUUUUUUUUUGAGGAAUGUUGACAUAUAACUGAACUGAACUCGCUUGUUUUGAAUGAA
This is a messenger RNA of Amborella trichopoda, 1481 nucleotides long. It is a transcript of the gene APG5, whose product is annotated as autophagy protein Apg5 family. Gene Ontology annotation, molecular function: Atg8-family ligase activity. Gene Ontology annotation, cellular component: phagophore assembly site membrane; cytoplasm; Atg12-Atg5-Atg16 complex. Gene Ontology annotation, biological process: piecemeal microautophagy of the nucleus; autophagy of mitochondrion; protein lipidation involved in autophagosome assembly. Lineage: Eukaryota; Viridiplantae; Streptophyta; Magnoliopsida; Amborellales; Amborellaceae. The record is from RefSeq and is a predicted model, not a curated record.